Messenger RNA from Struthio camelus australis, 3777 nucleotides. The record is from RefSeq and is a predicted model, not a curated record. NCBI's taxonomy places the organism in Eukaryota, Metazoa, Chordata, Aves, Struthioniformes, Struthionidae.
AUGUGUGUGCGGUCGUGCCAGCGGUGCCGCGCGCCCCCGGGGAAGGCCCGCAGCGCAGCCGCCGCUCCCGAGGCCUGCGGACCGACUUUAAAGGGUGUUUUUCCUCCCCGUGAAGCACAUGCCAAUAAACGGCGGUGGAAGGAGGCUAUAGAAAACAUAAGGGAUGGCCCCUUUCCAGGAGUGAUCGACAUGUAUGGUGAUGAAGGGGGUUUAAUUGAAUUUAGAUCCAGCCUCCUGGCCACCCGUGGUUUUGCUGCUCUUUCUCUGCCUUACUUUGACUUUGAAGAUCUGCCUAAGGUCAUGAAAGAAUUCAAACUCGAGUACUUUGAGGAGGCAGCUAGAUUUCUACUGCGUCACCCGAAGGUGAAGGGGCCAGGAGUUGGAGUGAUUGGGACUGGGAAAGGGGCAGAAUUAGCACUCUCCAUGAUCACCUUCCUGCCAGAAGUAGUGGCUGCUGUCUGUAUCUCCGGCUGUAGUUCGAACACAGUUGCAGACCUCCAUUAUGGUGAGAUGACUCUGCCUGGGCUGCGUUUUAAUAUGAAUAAGGUCAGUGUUUCUGACACUGGUGUAUUUGACACUUUUGAAGCUUUGGAUGACCCAAUGAAUCCUGCUAAUUCCCCUUGCACAAUUCCCAUAGAAAAAGCCGAAGGUCACUUUCUCUUAGUGGUAGGGGAAGAUGAUCGUAUGUGGAAGAGCUCCUUAUAUGCUGAGUUGGCAAUUGGGCGUCUGCGCCAGCAUGGGAAAGAAAACUUUGAACUCUUGAGUUAUCCAGGAGCAGGCCACCGAAUCGAUCCUCCUUCUACUCCGUUUUGUCAGGUAGCUGUGGAUCGUGUUCUGGGGGUACCUAUCCUGGGGGGUGGAGAGAGCAAAGCACAUGCCCAUGCACAGGAACACUCCUGGGGAAAGAUUCAGGAGUUCCUGCGCUUGCAUUUGGGAUGAGCACUACAGUACCUGAAAGCUGCUGCUGAGUUGCAGAGGACUGAGCUUGAGCCACCAAAAUGACUAGAGAAUUGGAGGGACUGACUGAGAAAAGGGCUGAAAUAUGAAAUAACCAAGUGACAGCUCAACUAGGGGUGUAAAUCCAAACAGAAAAGGGGUUGUUUGGAUUAGUCUAUUGUAACUAGGCAUCCUGAGGAGAAGUGAAACAAUGAUAACAAAUAGGCUGCAUUUUAGUACAAAUUUGCCAGCCUGAAUUGGUCUUGAUAUCAAGAAACAAGUGUCUGAAGAGAGCGGUAGGUACUCUCUUGCUUGCAGUAUAUGUGACUUAACUUAGCAAGCCAGUCUGCACCAUCAGAAAUGGCAGACUGAUUCCCAUAUGGGGAAAUGAUGGCAACCUCUGGAUGAUAAACUUUGACAUCAAAAUGAAAAAUGAUUCUGGCUUUGAGUCUGAAUCAGGCUACUUCAGCCCAGAACUCUCCAAUUUACAGCCAUAUACGUUUUGGAAGUGUCUUCUAUCUCUAUGAAGCCCGGAGUAUCUAUUUGUAACGAGUCUUUUGUACCUUCGCCUUAGAUAGUGGUCUUUUGCCACAGUCAAUGCUUCUUUCCAACAAAAACUACCUGUAGAGUGAGAAAAUGAAGAGUACUUUUACUGUCCUCUAGGGGAGAGCAGCAGUGCCAGCACUCCCUUGUACUAGUGAUGUAAUCAGCAGGGACUCAUCUGUUCCUAUCACGUCUUGGACUGGCAGUUGACACUCAGGGUAUUCAAGUUCUGCUGGAUAGUGCAGUUAAAUGCAGUUAUGCAGAACUCUUACUUCUCUCUUCAUUGCUUGUUUUAAAAUAGUAACACCUGCCACUAAAUUUUGGAUUAGUUCCUUGUGGAAUUCUUUGGUAAUGAUGUCAACAGAUGCUGACAACUGAUUGCAGGACUGACUAAAAAGCUAAAAUAUCAUGGCAGUGAUUAACUUAAAAUCAUAAUAUUAAAAAAAAAAAAGAAAAAAGAAAAAGCUAAGAUUAUCUUUCCCAUGCCAGGGAUUGCUUUUCAUCCUAAUUAAUUUUUAGUUCGUGCCUUAUUUCUCCCACCAUUUGGGUAGAAAAAAACAGCUUCUUCCAAAAUGACUUGAUUUCUUGAGAGGGUCUUGCUGAAAUGGUGCCAGCGCUGGAGGCCUGUUUAACAAGGUCCUCUGUUGAUACAAUUCUCCUUCCAGGGUCUUUUCUUUCCAGAUCAUUUCAAGGGCUUUCCAGGAAGUUACAAACCCUUCAUUUAUGCUACUGAAUUGUGGUUUGCUCUAAAGGAUCUUUUCUCUCCAAUUAACUGUCGUUAUGCUGAUGCUCAGGUCUCACUAACUUUGUUCUGCAACUCAUAUUACUCCUUGUUGUUUGAGUGCAAGUCACAUGUCCGCUGCACACACCACCACUUCCGAUUGAACGGUUUAGCUAUUCACUCCUUACAAGACAAACUCCAGCAUACUCACUCUGCUCAAAACAUCUUCACAGCCAGCCUCUCUAAAUUCCGGCUGAAGAGGCCUUGCAGAGUCAUUUCUGGUGCUUGAAUCUGCACUAAAACUGGCUGCCCAGAAGUCCAGAAUGGCAGCCUGCUUUGAUGUGUGUAUUGGCGUUUCCCAUGCUUUGUACCCUUCCUUUUUGCCAAAGCCACUCCAGGUCAUAACCAUGGAAGAAAGCGCUGUCCAAAGGUUUCCUUUUGCACUGUCUGCCCUCAUCGUGUGGAUCUCCAGCAGUCAGAGCUAACUGCAUUUGGCUUUAGUUGAACAGUACCUCCGCUAACCCCAUUUUGUUACCCUGCUGGUAUUGAUACCCAUGUCUCUACGCUGCAGUCCUACCGCAGAAUAUCCAGUGCCGUGCAAGAUCAGAAGCUGGAGAUUCAGGAUGCAAAUGUUACGUUGUAAUUAGAACAAAACCCAGGUAGCUUAAAAAUCCCCAAAUUUAUCUCUAAAGCACAAACCUUUAAAGUAAUUCUUACUAGCUAUUAGCAGGUCUAUACAAUUUAAAAGAGAAAUAUCACCUCCUUUAGUAAAGGCAAGGCUAUAUAAGAAUUCAACUUCUUGGUUUUUGUUUCUGAAUGUAUUUAUUUGGACAGCUGAACAAUAUUUUUUUAAACAAAGAAGAGAAGAAAAAUAAAAAACCUAACUUUACUGUGAAAAUACUUUUAGGAUCAGGGCAGGAUACUCAUGGCCAAAACUAUUCACAAAACGGUCUGUAGAAAAGUGGCUUAUUUUUGCACUAGUGUUUGUAUAUUCACAAUGCUACUUGGGGACCGAAGAAACAUCUUAGACACUCUGUAGGUAAUAUAUCUAUUUCCUGAAUGGGGAGUAUCAGAAAUCUUUGUAGUAUGUGUUAAAAUGAGUGACUGUGGCCUUAGUUAAAGCCAUAGUAUUUAUACUGUUUCAAAUACUUUACAUGGCGAAACUCCCCUAGCAUUUCGCUGAGACUAGUGCUUGGAUGGAUGGCUUAGCUUUCUUAGCUAAAUUUGGGGCUAUCUCAUAAUGGAGGCAAAAUUAGGCCUGAGGUGCCAAAAACACUCCCUGACUUAAGGGCAGUCAGUGCAGCAGCCUGAAAAAGCUAUGGCUCUUCUGCUCCUUGCAGAGAGCAGCGAGCAAAGUUUGGGUGACUCCAGCACUACCAGCUUGUGUUACCAACUAAAUGUCAUCAGCCAAAAGCUGACACUUGGGCCAGCUGUGAUAACUAAGCGAUAAUACCUUAUCGGAUCAGAUUACUACUGAAAUGUAUGGUUUGUAUUACAGAAUCAUUUUGUGCAGACACUAUUUGUAAUUUGCUUUUUUUCACUGAUUGACUUAAAUAAAACGUAUACAGUGAUGCUGG